UCAGGAACUUCCUGUUGUCACCACACCUCUGGAUUAGUUAUCUGGGCUCUCCCAGAGCGAGGCUCUCAGUGGAGACUCUGAGGCGCUGAGAAGGAAGUCGUUCUCUGGUGAGUGUGACGCGCUCGCUCCAGUUUCCACAUGCUGAAAUUAUACUUCUUCAUCAGUUUGAUGUGCUUGGUGAGACCAGACACAAAGGAAACAUGUCCUUCAUUCACCAGAUUGAGCUUUUCCAGUGCAGUGAUUGGUACGGGACUAAAUGUGAAGUUGUUGCUUUACACAAGGAGAAAUCCGACCUGUGCACAAGUCAUCAACCCCACGGCCAUGGGGAACUUGAACGUGACGAAGAAAACCACCUUCCUUGUCCAUGGAUUCAGGCCAACAGGCUCCCCUCCAGUUUGGAUCGAGGACUUAGUAGAGGGUUUGCUCUCUGUAGAAGACAUGAACGUGGUUGUUGUCGAUUGGAAUCGAGGAGCUACAACUGUAAUAUACACCCGUGCCUCUAAUAAGACCAGAAAAGUAGCAAUAAUCUUGAAGGAAUUUAUCGACCAGAUGUUGGCAGCAGGAGCUUCUCUUGAUGACAUUUAUAUGAUUGGAGUAAGUCUAGGAGCCCACAUAUCCGGGUUUGUUGGAGAGAUGUACAAUGGGCAGCUGGGGAGAAUUACAGGUCUCGACCCUGCGGGCCCUUUAUUCAACGGGAGACCUCCGGAGGACAGAUUAGAUCCCAGUGAUGCACAGUUCGUUGACGUCAUCCAUUCUGACAUUGACGCACUGGGCUACAGGGAACCAUUAGGAAACAUAGACUUCUACCCAAAUGGAGGAUUGGAUCAGCCUGGUUGUCCUAACACAAUAUUUGCAGGAAUACAGUAUUUUAAGUGUGACCACCAGAGGUCUGUGUACUUGUUUCUUUCUUCCCUGGGAGAGAACUGUGCUAUCACUGCGUACCCCUGUGACUCCUACUGGGACUACAGGAAGGGCAAGUGUGUCAAGUGUGGCACACCACAACAGGAGUCCUGUCCCCUUCUGGGCUAUUAUGCUGAUAAUUGGAAAGACUAUUUAAGGGCGCAAGAUCCUCCUAUGACUAAAGCGUUCUUUGACACAGCCCAGGAGAAGCCGUUCUGCAUAUAUCAUUACUUUCUGGAUAUUAUAACUUGGAACAAGAACAUAAGAAGAGGGUCCAUAACAAUCAAAUUGAAAGACAAAGCUGGAAACACCACAGAGUCCAAAAUUGAUCAUGAACCCACAACGUUUCAGAAAUACCACCAAGUGAGUCUACUUGCAAGAUUUAACCAAGAUCUGGAUGAAGUGGCAGACAUUUCCUUGGUGUUCUCUACAGGAUCUGUAAUAGGCCCGAAGUACAAGCUCAGAAUUCUCCGAAUGAAGUUAAGGUCACUUGCCCAUCCAGAGAGGCCCCAGCUGUGUCGGUAUGAUCUUGUGCUGAUGGAAAACAUUGAAACAGUCUUCAAACCUAUUCUUUGCCCCAAGUUGCAAAUGUAACUGUUGUCAGGACACGUGGGCACCGGUAACAUCAAGAAAGCUACAACUACAGGCUUUUUAAAAGCUUCACCUAGCCUUUUCCUCAAGGCACAAAAAGUAUGGAAUAACCAGCGUUUUUCCAUUAGUUGUCCUCUGGAUGUCACAUUGCAAAAUGUCAAACGAUCUUGGAUUAUAAAACAGUCUGGGGAAGGGAGCCCCUAAGUAGGGCAAGUCAGAAAUAGCCAGGCUCCCGACAGCUCAGUGCCUUGUCUGGCUGUGUCCUGGGGCCUCCUUUGUUCCAACCUGUCAAUUCUGCUGUCUGUCACUCCGGCAAUUCUGCCCAUGAUGGCGGUCAGUCAGCGUCCUACAGGGAAGGGCUGACUGGAGACUUCACUUUGGACUCGACUCCACCUUCCUUGUGCCAAAUUCCUCCAGGUCCCGCAUGUAGAAAGGCAUGGAAACCGACCUACCUCACAGGGCUAUUGUGUGGGUUUGGGAGGCAAGUGUGUGGAGGGCUAUUUGAAACCCCAUGGGUGCCACAUCCGUGAGUGGUUUGAUAAAUGUGAAUAUGCUUUUAUUUAUUUUGAUAUGGUUUAUCUAAGAUGCAAUAAGAGAGCUUCUCCUAAUCAACAUCAGCUUUUCUCUUGGGCUGUUUGCUCUGGGAUGGCAGGAAAGCCUUAGCCCUGGCUUCUCACCUUUUCUAAAUUGGGGUUGGUGUAGGAGGAGGUGGGGACAGCAAAGAGGGCAGCUGCUGGGACUAGAUAGUGAGAGGAGGAAGGAAGACGGGCAGGGGAAGCAGUGGGCCAGCCUCGCUCACAGUGACCAGGGAUGGAGAGAGAGGCAGGCGAGAGCAGGCAGAGCUCGUUUUUCACUUAAGGUAAAGAAGGAUCACUUUAUAGGCAAUCUUCAUUUUAAGCAAUUCUUAACAAAUGUUUCUUUUUCCUUAUUACUAAUGCAAUCCAUGAUUAUUGAAGGAAAUUUAGAAAAUGCAUAGAUGCAAAGUGAAAACGUGCUAUCCAUAAUCCCACGUGUUAGAGGUAAUUAACGUUAACUUUUGGAGUAAUGUUAGCUUGUUUUGUUAACAUGGGAAUUCAAAGCAUGAACCGGUUUGCCUGUUGGAGCAUCUGAAGCCUUCAGUCUGAGGAAUUCUUAGGCUUCUCCAGGGGUAGGUGUGAUCUGUGAAUCUGGAAUGACAACAGCAGCCAAGUCAAGAGGCCCCAGAGGGCCAAGGCCAGAGAUGUCAGAACCAAGAGACGAUGGUCCCUGUGGUCAGAUGCCCAGUACAGUGACAGAGCCAGAGGGGUGGACACCACCCAUCCCAUAACUGCGGCCACUGAGGAAAGGUUCCUGGGAUUCCUGAGUGUCACAAGUCCCACUCGUAACUUCCUCCUCAUCCAAAUGACGGUUCUUCUACUGUUUCCUGUGAGAGCAGCCUUUAUUUUAAAGAAGUGGACUCUCUAUUUCAUAAAUUAUAGAACUCUGUAAAUAUAUUCCUGUGUGGCACAUCUUACAGAUUUAUAUAGGUAGCAAAUAUGGAGUCUAUUUCACUUAAGUGAGUAAUGCCUGCAGUGAAUGGCUGAACUCUGACAGCAGUAAUGCUCAGUGAUGCUCCUGCCCACUCGGACAUCUUAUCAACCUUCCUCCUGCCCAUGUUUGCUCAGCAAUUGUGGGCAGAGAGAUCAGUGUGCUGAUAAGCCCUGAUUUCUUUGUAGCGUUUUACUGGUCCUGUAUUUUGAUUAGCACGGUCACUUCUUUGUCCUCUUUGCCUUGCCUGGUAAGCAGGGGGUCAAAACAACAGCAAGAAAAUGCCAAGAAUAGAAUUUCUAUCAAUUUAGAAACUUCUUGGCCCAGUGGAUCUCUCUUAGCUUCUUCUCCUAGUGUCUCAUGGCACAUUACCUGGCUCGCUGUGGAAUGGGUGGAUGGAUGAACAAAUGGAUGAAUGAAUGGAUAAAUGGAUGAGUAAAGGAAGGAAGGAAAUUUGUUCACUGGAGUGGAAGUGAAUUUCAAUGAGUUUCAUAUAACAGUGAUCGGGAGAAAUGAAGACAGUUACAAGUGUGGUCCCUCUCUUCUCAGAGUCUUUCUCCCAAGGCCCCUGGAACCUUUCACUGUCUCUUGUUAUCUCUGCCUCUCUCCCCUUCUCUUGGUCAGUGUAUCUGUCUGAAUCCCAAAUCCAAUUAAAUUGCAGCCUACCCUCUUCCCUCCCGUCUUCACCAAUUAUCUCCUGCUUAGCUUGAUUGUCACUUCAGGGAAGUCUUCUUGGACCUCAUUUCUCCACGUAGCACACCGUACCUCUCCUUUUUAGCACUUUUUAAGUUGUAUUUUAAAAAUAUUUAUUUGUGUGAUUAUUUGAUUAAUGUCUGUCUUUCCACUACUGCUCUGCAAGGCAGGGGGUGCGUGCCUAGUGAGGUACCUACAAUAUAGUCUGUGCUCAGGAAAUAUUUAUUAAAUAAACACUGUCUUGUGAGCCCUGUGGAACCAUGUUUGGUUGUGAGUAAAGACCUCCCCUCUACGCCCAGCCACAGUCCAUUUCCAUGGAGGCACCCACCAUCUCUGCCUUAGACUUCUCUCCCAGGCGCCUUUGUUAUUAUGUCUCUGGAGGCCCACUGGCCAUUUCCCAGGACCCCCUAGGAAGAAGAGAGGUUGGCUCUUUUUCUUACUCCUCAUCACACCUUACACAUGGCCCCAACACCAUUCUUCAGCAAGCCCACCUAUCCUGAAGCCUAGGAGAUUUUGCUUUCCCUGACUCCCCUGUUUUAGCACCUUGGCUAAAACCCUCCAGGACCCUCCAGCAUUACUAGAUGACGCCAAGCUGUGGGUUCAAAGUCCCCCUUGCUUGCUUUUCCAUGGCUCCCUUCUACCACCCACUUUGCCACUGACUUUGUACGUGUUUCCAUCACUGCUUUUAUUACGCCGUAUUGUAGUAUGUUUCUACGUCUGUAUCCCCUCCGAGACUGUGAGUGCCACAAGAGCAGCACUGAUUUGUCUUUGCUGCCCCAGGACCUAGCACAAUCAGGCCCAAAGCGGGUGCCCAAUAAAUGUCUGUUGAACAGAAUGGAGUGGACUCAUCCUUAGGGACUUGAGGGAGUCACCUCCACUCUGAUUUAGACAUCAACACACAACUGUAUUAUUUCCAAAACUUAAACUUAGAACUUCCCACCAUAGGACCUCUGCCCCAUGCUCUCAUUCCUGCAAAACCCUAUCUUAGCCAAGAGACUUUGGAUGCCAGCAACAGAAAUCCACUCAUACUAACCCAAAUUUUAUUAAGAGAGGACUUGUGGAAACCCAGGAAGAGCUGAACCAUCAGACCUCAGGAAGGGCAGGAUGGGGGCAGCCCUGGAAGCUUCAGUAACAAGAGUUUAUGGGCCUUUAUUAACCUUCAUGCUCUGCCAAGAGUCUCUCUGACUCAGCUUGACUCCCUCCACAGGGCAACUGUGAACCACUUGGGUCCUUGAGACCAUGGGGUCCUCGGCCACUCACUCACUAGGUGGCCCAAUUCUAAAGUCCAGGGAGAGGAACUAGCCCUUGGCUCCUCCUCUUGGGGAGGGUGUCCAUCCUGUUCCAAUGAGUUAUGGAUGAAGUGGGGAUGGGGAAGCAAAAUUCUGUGGUCUCUUCAGAGCUACUCCCUUCAAUUGCUCUGUGCAGCUCUGAUUAAGCCAGAAUAGGAGGUUGAGUGCUAGUGACACAGAGCCCGGGUGCGGGCCUGGCUAACUUACUCUCACUGGAACCUCUUGCCUUUUCCCCCCUCCAACUUCCCUGAGCCAUUGGUGCCCAUCUGCUUCCCAGUCCAGCAUGUGUCCCUGGUGGGGUCCUGCAGCUGUCCUUUUUCAGGCUGCUUGGGCAUGUGCUGUAAAUGAAUGGCCUCAGUGGAGGCUGCUGCAGCUUGCAGGCGGUGCACUGGCUGGUUAGAGGUGGCUCUGCAGGUGCUGGAUUGGGAGCCAGGAGGAUUGGGGAGACAGACCAGCAUGGAGGUGAGCUGGAAGUGGGCAACACAGUCUGGGGCUUCUCCCCUAAGCAGACAGAUCGAGCAAGAGGAAGCAGAACAGGAGUCUAGGUGGGUAAGUCAGGGGCAGCAAGCAGAGGCUUGGGCAGUGAGCCUGUAGGAAAUUAGGUCUGCAUCUCCCAGUAGAGCUCUGUCAAAGGUCCCCCACCACCUCAUGCUGGCUGAAGCCCACAACCCCUCUGGUCUCCCUGCUGGAUUUUUCCAGGGCCUCUGACACUGUGCACUGGGCCCUUUUGUAACACUCUUUCUUGGGCUUUCAGGACACCCAACCCCCCACCUCUCCCCUGCAAUCCCCCGAAACAUUGGAUGUUUCUCAUCCAACAUCCUUGAAUGAGCCAUCGUGUUCUCUUCCACAGGCUUAUGAUUCAGUCUUCUCUCUGAAAAAGCUAGCAUAGGGUAAGAGAUUGGGCUCUGCUGUUUGCUGGUGUGUGACCUCUGUCAACGUACUUAACUCUUCCUAAGCUUCCAUUCUCUGGACUGUGCAGUGGGGGCUGUAAGAGUCCCUGCUUCUUGAGGGUUGUUACAGGGAAUAAAUACAUGCACGUGUGUGAAACGCUCA
Messenger RNA from Equus caballus (horse), 6032 nucleotides. RefSeq names its product lipase H (gene LIPH). Lineage: Eukaryota; Metazoa; Chordata; Mammalia; Perissodactyla; Equidae. Gene Ontology annotation, biological process: lipid catabolic process. The record is from RefSeq and is a predicted model, not a curated record. Gene Ontology annotation, molecular function: carboxylic ester hydrolase activity; glycerophospholipase activity.